This is a messenger RNA of Colletotrichum truncatum, 843 nucleotides long. RefSeq names its product short chain dehydrogenase. Gene Ontology annotation, molecular function: oxidoreductase activity, acting on the CH-OH group of donors, NAD or NADP as acceptor. The record is from RefSeq and is a predicted model, not a curated record. Lineage: Eukaryota; Fungi; Ascomycota; Sordariomycetes; Glomerellales; Glomerellaceae.
AUGUCGCAGCCCCAGCCCGUGCUAGCAAUAAUAGGCGCUGGCAGUAUGGGCCUAGCCAUUGCCCAUCGCCUCGGGUCCUCGCAUCAUGUCGUUAUCGCCGACAUCUCAUCCGCUAAUCUCGCGGCAGCGGAGAGUUCACUUCAAUCUACCGGUCAUUUUUACACAGUCCAGUCAAUAGACAUUUCCUCGAAAGAUUCCGUGGCCUCAUUCUUGGAAACGGCGAUUAGCAAAGGCUCAAUUCAGACCGUCGUUGUGACAGCGGGUGUUUCCAACGCUGUGAACGACGCUAAGCUGAUCUACGAGACAAAUCUCCUUGGUGCGGCACUCGCCAUAGAUGCCUUUCUCCCCCACAUGGCGCCAGGCGGCUCAAUGACCAUCAUUGCCUCUCUCGCCGGGCAUUUGAAACCCCCGAGUGCUUCUCUGGACGACCACUUUGCAACCGCCACGCCCUCUUCACUCCUCACCCACCCUGAGAUUGAUCUCAACGGAGACCCAGGGCCUGCUUACUCUCUCUCAAAGUGGGGUUGUAUUAUUCGCGCUCGGUACGCCGCAAUGGAGUGGGGGCGACGAGGGGCGCGAAUUAAUACUGUCAGCCCAGGAGCGAUUAUGACUCCUAUGAUUGGACAGGUCCUGCAGUCAGCAGAAGGGGCCUGGUUGCAAAGAAUCAUUGAUGAUAUACCUCUUGGUCGUAUUGGAACUCCCGAUGAUGUCGCCAAUGUGGUCGCAUUUCUGUCUAGUCCCGCCGCUAGUUACAUCAACGGAACGGAUGUAGUAGUUGACGGAGGUGCUGCACCGACGUACCGAUGGCGCGGGUCCGAGGUGGAGCUGGAAAAGUCCGAAUGA